Peromyscus eremicus (cactus mouse) is the source of this 1591-nucleotide messenger RNA. RefSeq names its product D-aminoacyl-tRNA deacylase 2 (gene Dtd2). The coding region runs from base 12 to 518 and encodes 168 amino acids. Gene Ontology annotation, biological process: tRNA metabolic process. Gene Ontology annotation, molecular function: D-tyrosyl-tRNA(Tyr) deacylase activity. Lineage: Eukaryota; Metazoa; Chordata; Mammalia; Rodentia; Cricetidae. The transcript is spliced from 3 exons. The record is from RefSeq and is a predicted model, not a curated record. Gene Ontology annotation, cellular component: cytoplasm.
AGACCCGAGUCAUGGCGGACGGUAGCAACGCGGUGCAGGCCCGCGCGCUCCUGCAGCAAUGCUUGCACGCUCACCUGCAAGUGCGCCCGGCCGACGGGGACGCCGCGGCGCAGUGGGUGGAGAUCCAGAGAGGAUUAGUGAUCUAUGUUUGCUUCUUCAAGGGAGCGGACAAAGAACUUCUUCCCAAAAUGGUGAAUACGCUGUUAAAUGUGAAAUUAAGUGAAACAGAAACCGGCAAGCACGUCUCCAUCCUGGACCUGCCUGGUGACGUUCUCAUCAUCCCUCAGGCCACCCUCGGGGGCAGAGUGAAGGGAAGAAGCAUGCAGUACCACUCCAACUCCGGGAAGGAGGAAGGCCUCGAGCUGUACUCCCAGUUCGUGGGUCUGUGUGAAAAAGCGCUCGCCGCCAACAGCAAGUGCGCCGAAGCCGGGGUUGUAGUGGCCCACGGCACCUACGGGAACAGGCAGGUGUUGAAGCUGGACACCAAUGGACCGUACACGCACCUAAUUGAGUUCUGAAAGAUCCGUUUCCACAGCUGCUGCCUGGUAUAAAGGGCUUGAACUCUACUUAGGUUUUCUCCCCUUCAUCUUGAAGACACAGAUCUGUAACAUGUUUACACAAGAAAAUCCUGCAUCCAAGCUGCGUAUAGUGCCACAUUCCUCUCUUCCCAGCGCCUGGGAGGCAGAGACAGGCAGAUUUCUGUCACUUGAGGCCAUCUUGCUCUACAUAGCGAGCUCAAGGACAGCCAGGGCUGUCAAGAGACCCUGUCUCAAAAAAAGAAAUUGGGAACAUAAGUGAGUCACUUGUAAAAGGCAACACUGGUUUUUGCAAACUCCUCUACUUGACUUUAAAAUACAUUUUUUAAGAGUGAAAACUAGAGUGUAGCAGUGACUAGGGAGUUCUUGCUGCUCUUCCAGAGGAGCUGGAUUCAGUGCCCAGCAUGGAAGGCUCCUAACAGUCUGUACCUAAAGAUCUAGGGGAUUGGAGAGUUCCCACAUGCACAUAGCAUAUAAAAUUAAUAAAAAUAAAUAUUAGAAACUUAAAAGUAUUUUUAAAGUGAAAAAUGAAUAUUUCUAAUUACCAGAAUUAGAAGUCUAAGGCAGCUGCUGGAACCUUCCUGGCGUCUCAGACUUCCCUUGGUCUGUUCUGAUACUUUAAAUUCCUAUUGCACACACACCCCAAAAUCCCUUUUUUAUGGCUUUCCUGUACUGUUCUAUUUUGGAACUUAAGAAUCAAUAACUUGAGCUCAUUAUCCUUAACUUUUGUUUUAUUGAUUCACAAUACAGUUGUUGAAAUGUAAUAAACUAUUCAUAAGCUUAGAAACCCCACUUUUCCCUAAAUUUUCUCCAAGGACAUGUGCAUGUCUUUCAAAAAGAUUACAUUAUUUACUUUAAAUCGUUUUGACUUUAUGCCCAGGUAAAAUGCUGACUCACAGCCCUAGAUGGAGUUCAAGUAAUUCUCCGUACAAAAACUGCCUGAGAUGCUUAUGGAGAAAGGUACUCCCAAGUUCAUGGAUGGCAGAUAGGGGAAAGCAGGAAAAGUAAUAGACUUGGAAAUGACUUCACCUUAGCUUUUGAUAGCUUUUUUUUUU